AAUCAAUUAGUUUGAACAAAGUGAAAACAAAACUACAUUUUUAUUAAUUUGUUUUAAAAUAUAGCGAAAAUCGUUACCGGAUCUAUAUUUAUGUGAGUGUGCGUACAUAACUAUCCAUGUUGUGCUAAAAUAUCUUCUCGCGCAUGCGCCAUAGUGUUGCGCUACUUUUUGGUGGAUAUAUACUUAAAUCUGCUCAAUAAUUUUUAUGUACGUUUUCUUUAAUCAAUUAUAAUUUAUUUAAUUCACCAGCUAAUUUAUGUUAUGUUAAAUAUAUAUAUAUAAUUAUAUUGUCCAUUUUGAUAAUAAUUUGUCCUUUUAGCCAUUGUGAAUGGUCUAAAUGUGUAAACUAAACUGACGCAAGAGGCGAAAGAGUUUUUAAAGAUGUAUACACAUAAAUUAAACUACUAAUGUCAAAAUUGUUUUUCUUUUUCCCUAGUGGCAACACUGUCAAAUGUUAUAGAAAAUUAGGACUUUGACAGCGCUCCCUUGAAUUAAGGAGUUUCGAAUAACGUUAUCGACUUCAUUAGUAUAGCGAGAGCAGCAGAGCAAACAGGUACUAUUGUAUUUUAUUAUCACAGCAGGAAAGUCCAGUAACUAACAAUGGCCACAAGUUCUACGAAAGCAACUGUUUCACAGAAUAAGUCGAGGGGGCUAAAACAACAUUUCAUGGAGAAAUUAAUGACCAAAAUUUUUUGCUUCUACGACGAACAAUCUUUAAUUGAUGUGACAUUUAAAGUUUUAAACCCAGCAUCUUUUGUACCCGCGCAUCGUUUGAUACUCUCAGCAGCGAGUCCAUACUUCGAGAACCUCUUCAACGGCGAUCUAGACAAUACUCCUGUCAUCGAAAUAAAUGAUAUCGAUAGCGAUAUUUUUGAGCGCUUAAUAACCUUUUGCUACACCGGGCAGACGUUGGUUACCGUUGGCAAUGUCGCUGCGAUGCUGAAGGCAGCAAUCGUGUUACAGUUGGAAGACGCCGCUACCACUUGUGUUGAAUUUCUUAUGGCGCACAUAAAUGAAUGCAACUUACAAGGUGUGUAUGCCCUAGAACGCGAGACGGAAAAUGAACUUUUGAAGCUGAAAAUCCACGAAUACGAAAUACAGAAUUUCAUGGAGGUUGAGAAAUUGCAAUGUCUGCUAGAAUCGGAUAAUUUGAGUAUAACUUGUGAGGAAGAUGCCUAUGGUGCCAUAACUCGUUGGUUUAACCACGAUGUCUCAGCGCGUCAAGAACACCUACCUCGAUUAAUCGAUUGCCUGAGGCUUACGCAAUUCGAUGUGGAUUUCCUUUUGACUCACAUUCAGUCAUUACCAGGCUGUGAGUUGUUGGCCUUCAUGGCGUCCACGUGGAUCAGUAAUCCCGCAGUACGGUCUAAGAUAAAUAUCCGGCACACAUUACCACGUGUAGGGGUCAAUAACGCAAAUCGUGAUGAGAGAACACUGCUGGUGGUUUACAAAGAGGAUAUGGCGCAGAAUCCAUGCAUACUGCAAUAUAACAAAGCUGAGAAUAAAUGGCAAACAUAUGAGAGUAUAAAUAAGGAUAGUAUAAACCGUAGCGCGAUUUUAAAGGAUAAUAAUAUAUUUCUCACUGGCGAAGAUCUCUAUAAGUCACCAUCCAAAACCGUUCUCUGCUGGAAUAUAACAAAUAAAAUAUGGCGAGAAUUGCCAGAAAUGAAUGAAGCAAGAUAUGCGCACUGUGUUGUCGAAUUAGAAUGUAAAAUCUACGCGAUUGGUGGUCAUGGGAAUGGUAAUACUUUUUUGGAUUCAGUUGAAAGGUAUACGACAUCUAAUGGUUGGGAGAUCGUGGAUCCUUUGAUUACACCACGAUGCUGUGCCGGUGUGGUGACCUUGAAUGGUAAAAUUUACGUAAUGGGCGGUUCAAAUAAAAAUCGCUUAAAAUCCGUCGAAUGCUAUACCCCUGAUUCGAACACUUGGGCUUCUUGUGCAGAUAUGACAAAUUAUCAUUCGAAGCCUGCUGUAGCUGCAUAUCAUGGCCAUAUCUAUGUUGUAGGUGAUUAUUGGCAUCAAAAUUGCAGAAAUGUUGAACGUUACGAUCCUCUGCGAAAUACAUGGUCUAAGAUUUGCUCUUUGGAUGGUGGCUGGUGCGGUAUUUCGUGCGCAUCCCUUGAUAAAAAACUGUGGACCAUUGGUGGCAGGGGAGGGAGUGAAAAUGAGACAAGAGUAGCAGUUUAUGACGAGGAAACUGACCGCUGGGUUCAGAAGAGCUCAUUGCCCAAAGGCUUCAUAUAUUCAUGUUUUGUUGUCCCUGUAUCUUUACUGACUUCGAAAUAAAUUAACAAUAAAUGAAAAAUUGUUGGGUUUUUUCACAAAAUGGUCUUCUUCUUUAUAUGACAACAGCGCAGCCGCUGUAUUUUUAUUCGCUGAAUUAUGUCAAUGUCGAAUAACUCAUACAGCUUAUCAUUCCA
Molecule: messenger RNA, 2420 nt
Organism: Zeugodacus cucurbitae (melon fly)
Lineage: Eukaryota; Metazoa; Arthropoda; Insecta; Diptera; Tephritidae
Product: kelch-like protein diablo
Exons: 8
Coding region: 601-2286 (561 amino acids)
Molecular function (GO): protein binding
Source: RefSeq, a predicted model, not a curated record